AUGAUAACCAACUCCAAAACGCAUGCGUUCGGGCUUCUCGCCCUAGUGGCCACAAUCGGUUGUGUGGCGGCUCAAACUACAACGGAUCCUUGCGUCGGAUCGGAUCUACCCUUCCUGCCACAUCCAACCGAAUGCUCUAAGUACUUCUCCUGCUAUGGUGGUAUCGGGUACGAGCAAGUCUGCCCCGAUGGCAAGUACUUCGAUCCGACGCGAUCGAUUUGUGACAUCGCGCAAAAUGUGGACUGUGUGGUGAACAAUUGCCCUCCGGACGGUAUCGUGUUUUUACCCAUUCCUAACGUCUGCGAUCGCUACACAAUCUGUGUUGGCGGAGAAGCUUUUGAAGGCAUCUGCGAUGAAAAUCUCUACUUUGAUGAGGCGUUGGGAGAUUGCAACUAUAAGAACGAAAGUGGUUGCGUCGUGAAUCCGUGCACUCAGCCUCCACCGAAUCCGCCCAUAUUGGAGAUUCAUCCAAACGAGUCUAGCUGCACACAAUAUUUGAUCUGCCUUAGCGGUCAACCAGUGGUUAGGGAUUGUGCACCCGGCCUGUUUUUCGAUCCAACUGCAUUGCAGUGUGUCGUUGCCGAUGCUUGUAUUGUAAGUAUUAUUUCUGAAGAGAGGCCGGAACCACUGACCCCGCCGGAACUGAUACCCCAGCAACUGACACUUCAGCAACAGACACUCUAG
Anopheles coustani is the source of this 684-nucleotide messenger RNA. Its product is annotated as probable chitinase 10. Gene Ontology annotation, cellular component: extracellular region. The transcript is spliced from 3 exons. The coding region runs from base 1 to 684 and encodes 227 amino acids. Gene Ontology annotation, molecular function: chitin binding. Lineage: Eukaryota; Metazoa; Arthropoda; Insecta; Diptera; Culicidae. The record is from RefSeq and is a predicted model, not a curated record.